This is a messenger RNA of Vigna angularis (adzuki bean), 2841 nucleotides long. RefSeq names its product pathogenesis-related genes transcriptional activator PTI6. The coding region runs from base 978 to 1820 and encodes 280 amino acids. The transcript has a single exon. Lineage: Eukaryota; Viridiplantae; Streptophyta; Magnoliopsida; Fabales; Fabaceae. Gene Ontology annotation, biological process: regulation of DNA-templated transcription. The record is from RefSeq and is a predicted model, not a curated record. Gene Ontology annotation, molecular function: DNA-binding transcription factor activity; DNA binding.
GUAGGAAUAUGUUAGUGGGAUUUUGAUGUUGUAUAAGAGUAAGAGUGGGAUUAUAGUUGAGGAAACGGACAUCAUAGAAGGAAGGGAAACAUGGGUUGUGACACGUCAUCACUGGCAGCUGGAACAUGGAACUUAUGAUUUUCUACUCCCCGACAAGGACACAUUCACACACACACACUCGCAGGUCACCACCCUCCACUCACACACUCACACUCCUUACCUCACUCCAAUGACUCCAACUCAAUUUCCCUCUUCAAUACAAAACCCCACUCUCACGAGAAAAAUGUUUUUCACACCCUAACCCUUCCACAAACACUACUACCCCGUGCACUAUAAAUACCCUUUACCCUAUACCCUUUCAUCUCGUUUUCUUCUCCGUUUUCUCCAUCCUUCCACUCUCUCUUCGCUCCGGUUACCCUAAACACAUCUUUCCUCUCCCUUCCCGCCAAAACCUCCCCUCUCAUCUCCACCAAGCCUUCAAGGUUCGCCCUUCAAUUCUUGAACCUUCUUUUUCACUAUCUUCUUCACUCACUCACUCACUCACGCUUACCCCGUGUGUGUGUGUGUGUUAGAUCCUUCCACCAAAAGCGGAGUGAGAUUUCAUUUGAAGCGUAUCCAAGGUUGGCCAUAUUCUCUUCUCUCUCUCUCUCUUGGAAUAUAUCUCCAGAAGAAAAGCAAAAGUUUGUUAGUUGUUACCCAUAAACAUCUCGGUUUCUUUCUGCAUCACCAACACCAAAAGUUUUCAAACGUCUCAAUUCCCCCAGCAUAUACAUCUACUUGUCCACUUUUCCCCCAUACCCUCUAAAUUCUUUCGCCCUUUAAACCCACCCUUCAUGCACUCCACCACCACACCACAACUUUCCCUCUUCCACCUCUUACUCUCACACUCACUCAAAAAUAAACAACCUUGACACAAAAACACACUCCUCACCCUUCAAUUCUUCACUUUCUUCCAUCUCUCUCUCAAUCCUUUAGACAUGUCCGUACACUCAACACUGAACCUCCACCCCAUCAACCCCGCCACUCCAAAUUCCAAUUUUGAUGAUAACCCACCAUGCAAAACCAAGACCAAAACCCAAAGGAGGCUCCUUCGGAUCAUAAUCACCGACCACGACGCCACUGAUUCUGACUCCGACGACGAACAACGACAAAACAAUCCAACAACGAGGAAAGUGAAGAGAGAAAUUACCCAAAUCAGCAUGCACCUUCCUCUCCCGGACAACUCCCUUUCUUCUUGUUCGUAUUCUUCUGGUUUAGCUUCUGCUUCCUCUUGUUCCUCCGAACAAGUCUCAAAGUGCAGAAGGCCCAAAAAACCUCCACCACCCUCCGAAGCGGCCCGCCGCCGCAGCAAGUUCCGCGGCGUCCGUCAGCGGCCGUGGGGGCGAUGGGCCGCCGAGAUCCGCGACCCGACCCGCCGGAAACGCCUCUGGCUCGGAACCUUCGACACGGCGGAGGAAGCCGCCACAGAGUACGACAAAGCCGCCGUCAAACUCAAGGGUCCCAACGCCGUCACCAAUUUCCCCCUCACAAGGCCGCCCCCGGUGGAGUCUCCUUUCGCCGCCAUCGACAGCCUCAGCACCGACGGCGGCGCGUCGUACUCCGACUUGGUGGCCUCGCCGACGUCCGUUUUGACCUACGACUGCGACUCGACGCCGUUCGACAGUUACCAUUACGGCGACGUGGACGCGCUCGGGUUCCACAUCGACGCGCCGUUAAGUCUGGCGGACGUUGACGUCUCGCUUACGUGUCAUCCAUAUAAGGAGGAGGAAGAGGCGUUCGAUGAAUUCGAUCUCGACGAGUUCAUGAAGUGGCCUUACUAAAAAUCUCAGGGACAGUUUGGUAAUUGUGCGGUGUUUGCCCAUUGAUGCAGUGUGGAAGUUGAAAUUCCUAAUGUGCCCCUCUCGGUGUUGGAGUUUGAAAUUUUGUCGUACUCAUUGGAUCUUUGGAAGAGUGUAGAGUUGUAGUCCCAUUCUACUACCACCUGAAACGGCGAUUCUUUAUGUCGUAUUUGGCAGAAUUUAAUUUGUAAUUAUCAUGAAAAGUUAAAAAAAAAUUAAGUGUCAAAAGCAGUGAUUGAGAAGCAGAUCAGCCAAGCAAGGAUUAUAUUGUAAUUGGUAUAUAAAUUUUGAUAAUUAUUUAAAGAGAUUUUGAUAUUAUCUAUAUAGAAUGAUGGGUUAGUGCAAAAGGGACACAUUGAUAAAAUUUGGCUGCUGAAUCCCAGCCAUCAAUGUUCAUAUUUGAAUCAUUCUAUUUCCACCAUAAGAUAUUUUUAAUUUAUUUAUUAUUUCUUUGUUUGGUUUAAUUGAUAUGGUGCUUUAUGAGUUAUUUAUUUGCAUGCUUUGACGAAAUUAGUAGCUGAUGGCUCUUUUGGACAGCACAAAAAUCACAUCAAUCUCUUAUUAUUAGUGUUGUUUAAAUAAAAUGCUUUAUAAUAAGAUUCUUGCAAGUGGGACUCUUGUGUGAUUUAUGAAGUACACGACUUUGAUUUACCUAGCUAAAGAAUAAAUAUUAAAAUGCAUAUUCUGAAAAUAAUUGACUUGAAAAGAGAAAAAAAAAGUCCUGAACAACUAUUCGAACUUCGUGUCUGGUACAUGUUUUUAAAGGGUUAAUACAAUUUGUAGGAUAAUCAUAUAAUAUUCUCAUCUAAUAGCGAAUUCAGAAACAUGAAUCAUUCAUUAUACCAUAGAACAAAAGAAUGUUUUAUACCACGAGUCUUACAUGUUUUUUAAUCCUUAAAAUUCUCCAAAUUGUAUGGUUAUUAUGUUGUACGAAGAACCUUUUCUAUAAUUAGUAUUUGCAUUGCUGAAAUGGGAAUGGUUUUGUUAUAGUUACCCAACAAAA